Messenger RNA from Medicago truncatula (barrel medic), 2358 nucleotides. RefSeq names its product 3-oxoacyl-[acyl-carrier-protein] synthase II, chloroplastic. Gene Ontology annotation, cellular component: mitochondrion; chloroplast stroma. The transcript is spliced from 14 exons. Lineage: Eukaryota; Viridiplantae; Streptophyta; Magnoliopsida; Fabales; Fabaceae. Gene Ontology annotation, biological process: fatty acid biosynthetic process. The record is from RefSeq and is a predicted model, not a curated record. The coding region runs from base 193 to 1659 and encodes 488 amino acids. Gene Ontology annotation, molecular function: 3-oxoacyl-[acyl-carrier-protein] synthase activity.
ACUACUGUUGUACAGAACUCUGCUUCUCAUCGCACCCAGUUCUCUUCUCUCACUCAAACACCAACCACAAAAAUUAAAAUCAAAAUCAAAAUCAAAACUAACAAAAAAAAAAAAAAAAACCUUUAAUUCAAUUCUUAACCUUUCUUCCUUCAUUAUUUCUUUCAUCUCUUUCACACCAUUCUCAUUCUCUUCAUGGCUUCUUCACUUACCUCUCCUCUCUGCACGUGGCUUGUUGCUGCUUGCAUGUCAGUCACGUGUGACUCUCACUCUUCUCAAUCUCAUCGUUCUCGUCGUCGCAGCAGGAACAACCACCUUAAUCUCUCUUCUCCCAAUCGAAUGUCCCGUUCUGGUAAAGUAAUGGCUGUAGCUUUGGAUUCUGCUCAAGAAGUUACAACAACAAAAAAACCUCCUAUAGAGCAAAGACGAGUAGUUGUGACGGGUAUGGGUGUGGUCACACCACUUGGUCAUGAUCCAGAUGUCUUUUACAAUAAUCUACUUGAUGGUGUUAGUGGGAUAAGCGAGAUUAAUGGUUUUGAUUGUGCACAAUAUCCAACGAGGAUUGCUGGGGAGAUCAAAUCUUUCUCAACUGAAGGCUUUGUAGCUCCAAAGUUUUCAAAGAGGAUGGAUAAAUUUAUGCUGUAUCUGCUAACAGCUGGAAAAAAAGCCUUGGUCAAUGCUGGAAUUACUGAAGAAGUAAUGGAUGAGUUAGAUAAAACAAAAUGUGGUGUUUUGAUUGGCUCCGGAAUGGGUGGAAUGCAGGUUUUUCAUGAUGCCAUUGAAGCUUUACGAAUCUCGUAUAGAAAGAUGAAUCCUUUUUGUGUACCAUUUGCAACAACAAAUAUGGGUUCUGCCAUGCUUGCAAUGGAUCUGGGGUGGAUGGGCCCAAAUUAUUCGAUCUCCACAGCGUGUGCUACAAGUAAUUUUUGUAUAUUGAAUGCUGCAAACCAUAUAAUUAAAGGUGAAGCUGACGUGAUGCUUUGUGGUGGCUCAGAUGCUGCUAUAAUACCAAUUGGCUUGGGUGGCUUUGUAGCAUGCAGGGCUCUCUCACAAAGAAAUAAUGAUCCUACUAAAGCUUCACGCCCUUGGGAUAUUAACCGUGAUGGAUUUGUCAUGGGUGAAGGGGCUGGAGUUUUGCUUUUAGAAGAGUUAGAGCAUGCUAAGAAAAGGGGAGCAACCAUAUAUGCAGAGUUCCUUGGUGGAAGCUUCACCAGUGAUGCUUAUCAUGUGACUGAGCCACGUCCUGAUGGGGCUGGUGUUAUUCUUUGCAUUGAAAAGGCAUUAGCUAAUUCUGGAAUUUCAAAGGAGGACGUGAACUACAUAAAUGCACAUGCCACAUCCACACCUGCUGGAGAUCUUAAGGAGUACCAGGCUUUGAUUCAUUGUUUUGGCCAAAAUCCUGAACUAAAAGUGAAUUCGACGAAGUCUAUGAUUGGUCAUCUACUAGGAGCAGCUGGUGGUGUGGAAGCCGUUGCAACUAUACAGGCAAUAAAGACAGGGUGGGUUCAUCCUAAUAUCAAUCUAGAAAACCCGGAUGAAGCAGUGGACACCAAUGUGCUUGUGGGAUCAAAGAAAGAGAGACUGGACAUUAAGGCAGGCUUGUCUAAUUCAUUUGGUUUUGGUGGCCACAAUUCUUCAAUCAUUUUUGCCCCUUUUAAGUGAAACAGAUUUUUGACCAAGCGUUUACCUUCCUAUCAUCAUUAACAAGUUGCUGAGUAACCAAGCAAUGUGUAGCAUUUGCAUAUUCUUACUACUCCUGUGCUGGAGUGAAAACGCCUGUGUUGUGGAUUGCUUACUUGGAUGAACAAUAUGUUCCAAAACACUGAUGAGAUGACCGUCUAGAUUCCGAACUUACAGAGAUUGUUUGGUGCUCCUGGUGAGAUAGAAUUGAGUUUAUCAGCUGCUGAAAAAAUAUCCUGUCGGACGAUGAAUCACUAGAGUAGGUUUUGACACUGAUGUAGCCGUUAUACAAUCAAUCACUUGAUGGGGAACAACAUGGUCAUUGUUUAAUUGCCAUAUUAAAGGAGAAAAUGUGGAUCAAAUUAACUGUUGUUUUUUGAGCUGACAAAAGAUUAGGUGACAUUUUCAUUGAAAUUUAUGCCUGAGGUUGAUUUCAGUUUAAGUAGUAUCUUGUCUUUUGCUACGUGCAACUGGCCACCAGAUUAUUUUAAUAUAAUCUGAAGAUAUGUGAUAGCAGGGGCUAUUAGAUUAGAUCUUUGUUGUACUUGUACUUAGUGGCCAACAUUUGAAACCUACAAAUGUUAUUUUUUGUGUCCUCUAUAUUGUUCUAGCCUUUUUAGUGGCCAACAUUUGAACAUAUAGAAGUAGACAUUGAUGAUUUAUUUUUUUUGUUUGACAAAA